This is a messenger RNA of Podarcis lilfordi (Lilford's wall lizard), 10122 nucleotides long. Lineage: Eukaryota; Metazoa; Chordata; Lepidosauria; Squamata; Lacertidae. The record is from the annotation of a GenBank genome assembly.
AUGAUGGCAUAUCCAGGCGAUGUCUGGCCCCGUGCCAAAGAUUCUCACAGGUGGGCUGACUCCAAUGGGUCUGGAAGAUGGAACCUGCGAAGGAUUCAGAAGAAGGAAGCUGUAAGCAGUCCCCUGCCAGACUAUCAACAGUAUCUCCACAGGUGAGCAGUGACCUAUCACUUGGGUCAAGGGUUUGGGAGAGCCCUAAGCCCCACAGAGCGGUCCUGUCAGGGACAGGAAUCAGAGCAGAGUGCCGAUCUGAUGGAGGGAACGUUCUUUCAUAUGUGGUGAACUUGUAAAAGAGUAUUGGGAAAUGAUCCAUAAUGAAUUGAAAAAAACGUUUAAAAGUAAAAAGGUAAAGGUAAAGGACCCCUGACAGUUAAGUCCAGUCGCAGACGACUCUGGGUUUGCGGCGCUCAUCUCGCUUUACUGGCCGAGGGAGCCGGCGUUUGUCCACAGACAGUUUUUCUGGGUCAUGUGGCCAGCAGGACUAAGCUGCUUCUGAAGAAACCAGAGCAGCCCACAGAAACGCCGUUUACCUUCCCGCCAGAGUGGUACCUAUUUAUCUACUUGCACUUUGAACGUGCUUUCGAACUGCUAGGUUGGCAGGAGCUGGGACCGAGCAAUGGGAGCUCGCCCUGUCGCAGGUAUUCCAACAAUCGACCUUCCGAUCGGCAAGCGCAAAGCUCAGUGGUUUACACCUCAGCGCCACCCGCGUCCUACUUUUCCCCCAAAACCAGAGUCCUUCCUGCUGGGGAUAAUUCAGACUGAAAUUCCCAGGUAUCAGAAAAGGUUAUUUACAGUAUGUAUGCCACUACUGUGGCCCGUGUUUCGUUAGCCCAAAAAUGGAAAACCAGCGAAGUCCCAACCAAAGAAGAAUGGCUACGUAAGUUGACAGAAUAUGCACAGUUUGCAGACUUAACGUAUAGAAUAAGAGAACAAGAAGAACAUACGUUUAUAGAAGAUUGGAAAACGUUUAUUGAAAAUAUGGGAAAUAAUUGUGUACAGCUGAAAACGCUGGCAGCAUUAAGAUAAAUUCAACAGUGUAAAUAAGUCUUGAUGGAUGCAAUAAUGGAAUACUGAAUGGUGCAGUUUUUGUAAAAUAUGCAGGGAUUUAUGAUAUGCAAAAUGAACCAUGGAAAGAGAAAAAGGGAAGUCACUGAUAUCUUAAGAAUUUUUAAAUGAGUAUUUUAAAUUGUAAAACAGAAAAAUUAAUUUAAAAAAUAUGCAAAAAAGCAAAAAAAGAACAGAGUGCUUUCUGGUUUAUCAUGGUCAAAGGCCUGACUAAUAAACAUGUCUUUACCUGCCUGUGGGAGGGCACUAGAGACAGAGUUAGCUAGGCCUCCCUUGGCAAGGCAUUCCAGAACCUGGGAGGGAGAGUGGUCCUCUGCUGAGUUCCAUCCAAACGUGCUUCAUACAUUGGUGGGACAGACAGAAGGGCCUUUCAAGCUGUGGUGCAACUGGGAUUAUGGUUAGAGAGGCGGCUUUCAACAGAACAUUAAAAACAGAAUAAAACUUCAAACAUUAAAAACUUCCCUAAAAAGGACUGAGUUCUAUGACAGAAGAAACUUUGGAGAUAUAUAGAUCUACUAAGAAAAUAAAUAGGUUUUUAUUAUCUCUGUUAUUGGUUAUUUAAAAUUUAAAUGGAGUUUGUUAUUUGGAAUUGUUCUUCUUAGCCACCUCAAAGACCUGUUCUUAAGAUGAAAUGCAACCUCUAAAAACCCCCCAAAAACCCCCACCAACCUCACGCACUUUCUCAUGAGUAGUCCUACUGAUAUCAACGGGCUUAAGUGCACAGUUGUGGGUUGAGAAGAGGCUGGAAGGAACCUCCUGCAUUUUACGAAUCAGCAAUACUUCACUAAAAAUAGGUGUACAAUGAAUUAUAAAAUGAGGUGCUUGCAGGUUGGGGAGCGAAGGGAAGCUCAUUAAUCAAAACCUGGAAUGAAUAAUAUAUUGUAUCUGCAAGGAAACGGACCUGUUUAAACCCACUAAAGCGCCUUAUGAAAAUUUGCAACCAAGAGGGAAGCAUGUUUGAAUAAUAUAUAACAAAUGCAAACAAUAAAACAUUUCAAGGGUAGAGUUUGCCCUUGUAAGAGUUACAUUUUUAUAUUUCUCCUGCAUUGUGCUCUUCCCUUCACUCCUUUUGAAAACAAUUUAUCUAUUUUUCAAAAAUGCAUCACUAGCUUUAGCACAGCAAUGCAACUUAUACAAAACUUUAAAAGACUACAACAACUUUUAAUAUCAAAUGCUGGAGAUCACAAUCAGGAGAGUGUUGCUGCUAUUGGGCUUUGAAACAUCGGCAUCUAGUUGGCCAAUGUGGGAAACAGGAAGUAGGACUAGAUGGUCUGAUCCAGUCUGUAUUUUCUUACACAUCCCUGGGGGACAGAAAGGACCAAUGGUCUGCUGGAAAUAACCUUCCUAGAACCGUGGUGAACAGAUUGAAAUUGCCAUCUCUCUGGUAACGUGGCUCAAACGGGGCCCUGUGGAAUGCCUCCCAUCAGAUGUCAAAGAAAUAAACAACUAUCUGAUGUUUAGAAGACAUCUGAAGGCAGCCCUGUUUAGGGAAGUUUUUAAUGACUGAUGUUUUAAUGUAUUUUUAAUCUCUUGCUGGAAUCCGCCCAGAGUGGCUGGGGAGAUGGGUGGGGUAUAAGUAAUAAAUUAUUAUUAUUAUUAUUAUUAUUAUUAUCAUCAUCAUCAUCAUCAUCAAACCAGCAUCUAGAGGAUAUAUUGUUGUUGUUGUUGUUUAGUUGUUUAGUCGUGUCCGACUCUUCAUGACCCCAUGGACCAGAGCACGCCAGGCACUCCUGUCUUCCACUGCCACCCGCAGUUUGGUCAAACUCAUGCUGGUAGCUUCGAGAACAUUAUCCAACCAUCUCGUCGUCCUUUGUCGUCCCUCCAUCUUUCCCCACAUCAGGGUCUUUUCCAGGGAGUCUUCUCUUCUCAUGAGGUGGCCAAAGUAUUGGAGUCUCAGCUUCACGAUCUGUCUUUCCAGUGAGCACUCAGGGCUGAUUUCCUUAAGAAUGGAUAGGUCUGAUCUUCUUGCAGUCCAUGGGACUCUCAAGAGUCUCCUCCAGCACGAUAAUUCAAAAGCAUCAAUUCUUUGGCGAUCAGCCUUCUUUAUGGCCCAGCUCUCACUUCCAUACAUCACUACUGGGAAAACCAUAGCUUUUACUAUACAGACCUUUGUUGGCAAGGUGAUGUCUUUGCUUUUUAAGAUGCUGUCUAGGUUUGUCAUUGCUUUUCGCCCAAGAAGCAGGUGUCUUUUAAACUACGCCAAUGUGGCAAGCAUAGAUGAGUGCCUAGGCCCCAGACUGGACAUGAUGAAGCCUGAUCUAAAAUGUGGGGUUCUGAUCAUGGUUUGGAUGCAGUGAUGGCUGGUAGAGCAGAAGACAGGGAGACAGCAGUAGGUGGAGCUAGAGCCAAUAACAGGCGGAGCCAACUAAUUUUGGCCCCAUCCUCCUCGGUGCUGAGAUCUACAAGGGGCAACACGGAGGAAGCUGCCAGGCAGUGCCACCCAUAAGACUGGUUAUAAUUAAGAAGGCAGGCAGGCAAGAGCUGGCUGAGAGCAGAGUGAGUUUGGUAGGGCAGUGCCCCAUUUGCCCAGGUUCAUCAGCCUUCAACACUUGGAUGGGUUGCUGUUGGGAGGGAGCUAGUUUAAUAAACUCAACCCGGAUGGUAGGUGUUUCCAGUAGGGAGGGACAACAUGGCCUCUUGUUAUCUUUCUCCUCAGGCUGCUGGGCUCUGAGAGAGCCUCCUACUUCCUGCGUCCACCUACCAAGGAGCAGCCAGUAAGCCCUCGGGUGAAGCGCCUGCUGGUGACUGGUUUAGGUGAGUGUAUGCUGCUUCAUGGGACACGGGUGGCGCUGUGGGUUAAACCACAGAGCCUAGGACUUGCCGCUCAGAAGGUUGGCGGUUUGAAUCCCCGCGAUGGGGUGAGCUCCCGUUGCUCGGUCCCUGUUCCUGCCAACCUAGCAGUUCGAAAGCACCUCAAAGUGCAAGUAGAUAAAUAGGUACCGCUCCGGCGGGAAGGUAAACGGCGUUUCCAUGCGCUGCUCUGGUUCGCCAGAAGUGGCUUAGUCAUGCUGGCCACAUGACCCGGAAGCUGUACGCCGGCUCCCUCGGCCAAUAAAGCGAGAUGAGCGCCGCAACCCCAGAGUCGUCCACAACUGGACCUAAUGGUCAGGGGUCCCUUUACCUUUACCUUUUAUGCUGCUUCAUAGGAACUUUUUGGCUACUUUGCCUCUUCAUCCCAGUCCGGUAGUGUAGUGGCAAAUUCAGAAGUAAUAUUCACAGACCUCCCCUCCCCCCUGCCCCACAGUCACUCUCCCUUCUAAGAUUAUGAAACAAUAUUAUACAACAAUAAUAAGGAUGGGAUACAGCACAAAAAAUCCAUGCUGAUCUCCACGUGUUGCCUUUCAGCUAGAUCUAUUUUCUGUGCUCAGGGCAAAUCAUUUGGAGGGCUCCAAAUCUUUUGGAGCUACUUAAAGUUGUGUUUUCCUUGCCGUUCCAUUGCACUUCGCCAUUCCCUUGAAACCCAUCCUUUGGACCCUCUAGGAAACUCAACAAACCUGCUACACCUCAAAUUGGGUGCAAGGAGUGCAGAUGAAUGGGACACAGCUGUGGGCAGCCUGAGGAAAUACCAUUCACCUUGGGCUUGCCCAUAAAACGCAAGUCCAGAGCAAGAGACUAGGGUGAUGCCUGCUGUUUCCAGGCACUCUUCUCAUUGCAAGACUUUUGUGGGUGAGCUGAGAAUUUGUUUGGACCCUGAGUGAGAACUUAGAGGCUGAGUGGGAGGGUGUGUCAGAAGGAAAAAUAAACCGAUACUGAUUUUUUAAUAUACUAGUAACUUGGUAUUAAUGUCACAUUUUUCUAUCCAACUGGGUCUUUUUGUAAUAUUUUGUUAAGUUGCCUGUUGUUGCUUCAGUUCUUUUGUACACUGCUUGGAGAUAUUUUUAAUGUAUUGAGUGGUACACAAAUUAAAUAAUCAGUCAAACUGAAAUACCUUGUGUUUUCAGUGUCCCUAAAUGCUUAUCUUUGGAACAUAGGAAGUAGCAACUCCUCUGUGUUCUUUUCUCGUGUCUUCUCUAGAGUGACCCCAGGAACCGAUCCUCAGUGGUCGACUCUCCUCCUUUCACUGUGAUGGUCUCCAAUCAGCACAAAGGAUGAGAAGAAUUCCCGUUGGCUGAAAAUCUCCCCCUUUGUGCUGAUUGGACAGCUCUAGGAUGCUGAGGAUGUUAGAAUUCCUGCUCUAUGACUGCAGUCAUGGGAUUGUUGUCUAUCACAUGACGGUAUAUGUUUUGACUCCACAGAGUGGGAAGUGACAGAGACAAGAUGUUUGUGUUACUGUGUUCCAUGAAGUGGGACUAUUGUCCUUUGUGCUUUUUUUCUCUUUGCUGUCUGAUGCUAGAGAGAGAGGGAGCCGCGUUGCAGUGCUCCGUGUGUGUUUAUAGGUUAAUAAAGUAGAUUAGCCAAAAUGCUGAGUUGCUGAGGUCUGUCACGCAAGCUGUGAAGACUCUGCAGAUCCCUAAGUGUUCUGAUGUCUGUUGGCAUCGGUCGCUGUGAUGUUUGGGCAGAAGAAAGCUUUUGAAGCUCCUGAACGAUUGACCAGGAGGGAGAGAACAUGCCAGACGGGCAUGUCUCUCUACCAGGGUCCUACUUGAGUGUAGGACGAGCUCCUGACAGAGGACAGGGACUUUGCAACAGAAAUAGAAAUGGGUGUUCAACUCCCUGCAACCCCGAAUCUCUGAUGAUAAAGUGGGACUGUGAACUGUUUUCAAACCAUGAGGUGGUUCCUUGUUUCGAGUUAAUUAGCACAGAGCAUCAGAACGUGCUGCUAUGUAUGAGGAGCAGUUUGAGCCCCAGGUUCCAGAGGGCCAUUGGCGAAGGCACCCUCUGUGUUUUUAAUACAGUGGUACCUUAGGUUACAUACGCUUCAGGUUACAUACGCUUCAGGUUACAGACUCCGCUAACCCUGAAAUAGUGCUUCGGGUUAAGAACUUUGCUUCAGGAUGAGAACAGAAAUUGUGCUCCAGCGGCGCAGCAGCAGUGGGAGGCCCCAUUAGCUAAAGUGGUGCUUCAGGUUAAGAACAGUUUCAGGUUAAGAACGGACCUCCGGAACGAAUUAAGUACUUAACCUGAGGUACCACUGUAUUCUAUUGGGGAAACCCAGCCAGAUGGGUGGGGUAUAAAUAAGCCCUCAUCAUGCCUCCCACCUGGUUGCUUGCCAGGCAGGGAGCCCGUAAGCUCCCCAAAGGGUGCUCAUCAAUGGUUCCUCUUCAUCCUGGAGAAGAGUGACUAGUGGGGUGCCACAGGGUUCUGUCUUGGGCCCGGUCUUAUUCAACAUCUUUAUCAACGACUUGGAUGAUGGACUCAAGGGCAUCCUGAUCAAAUUUGCAGAUGACACCAAACUGGGAGGGGUGGCUAACACCCCAGAGGACAGGAUCACACUUCAAAACGACCUUGACAGAUUAGAGAACUGGGCCAAAAGAAACAAGAUGAAUUUUAACAGGGAGAAAUGUAAAGUAUUGCACUUGGGCAAAAAGAAUGAGAGGCACAAAUACAAGAUGGGUGACGCCUGGCUUGAGAGCAGUACAUGUGAAAAGGAUCUAGGAGUCUUGGUUGACCACAAACUUGACAUGAGCCAACAGUGUGACGCGGCAGCUAAAAAAGCCAAUGCAAUUCUGGGCUGCAUCAAUAGGAGUAUAGCAUCUAGAUCAAGGGAAGUAAUAGUGCCACUGUAUUCUGCUCUGGUCAGACCUCACCUGGAGUACUGUGUCCAGUUCUGGGCACCACAGUUCAAGAAGGACAUUGACAAACUGGAACGUGUCCAGAGGAGGGCAACCAAAAUGGUCAAAGGCCUGGAAACGAUGCCUUAUGAGGAAUGGUUAAGAGAGCUGGGCAUGUUUAGCCUGGAGAAGAGGAGGUUAAGGGGUGAUAUGAUAGCCAUGUUCAAAUAUAUAAAAGGAUGUCACAUAGAGGAGGGAGAAAGGUUGUUUUCUGCUGCUCCAGAGAAGCGGACACGGAGCAAUGGAUCCAAACUACAAGAAAGAAGAUUCCACCUAAACAUUAGGAAGAACUUCCUGACAGUAAGAGCUGUUCGACAGUGGAAUUUGCUGCCAAGGAGUGUGGUGGAGUCUCCUUCUUUGGAGGUCUUUAAGCAGAGGCUUGACAACCAUAUGUCAGGAGUGCUCUGAUGGUGUUUCCUGCUUGGCAGGGGGUUGGACUCGAUGGCCCUUGUGGUCUCUUCCAACUCUAUGAUUCUAUGAUUCUAUGAUUCUAAGCUAUGUGGCCGGCAGUGAAAUGGGUGAUCACCUGAAAUUCCCUUCACGUCAGUCUGCUAACAGGCUGCUACACCAACAGCUGUGUAUUUGUGUGCAUCAGUUUCACAAACUCAGUCACGACCAGUUAUGGCUAGCGCUGCCAAAUUAUCAGAUGAAUUUUUUUCUUUUUCUUGUCGUGACUCAUGAGGUGAAGUGAUUGCGGUGGGCUGUGUGGAGAUUCACUUGUCUCAUGAAAAGUCUCCUUUAAUUCCAAGUAUCUCUUUGGGGGGAAAGCGUUUUGUGUUUUGAUUUGAUUGCUUUUGAUUUAUGAGUCGCUUGCUGCCACAUAAAAAGAGUCUCUAAGUGACAUUCACACUUUAAAAAAAAACCACCCUGCUCCACAGAUAUGGGCGCUGAGGAGGUCUGGAUGGCCCUGCACGAGGAACCCAAACGCCAGCGUGAGGCUGCAGCAGCUAAGAAGGGCCGCUCACUCUCUCAGCAGGUGAGAGGGAUGUUUAGGACCAGACCCUACAGAAAACCCAGAUGUGUCUGGGAACUAUUAUUUUACUGUCACACUGCUACCCCUCUCAUAUCUGUCUUAAAGACUUCUUCGAUAUCUAUCUAUUAACCUGUUAGGAGCCGGACCACUGGUUCAUUUUGCUCAGUAGUUUUUAUUCUGACUGGCUCUUCAGGCUUCAAAAACAGUAAUAAUAAUAAUAAUAAUAAUAAUAAUAAUAAUAAUAAUAAUUUAUUAUUUGUACCCUGCCCAUCUGGCUGGGUUUCCCCAGCCACUUUGGGCAGCUUCCAACAAAGAUUAAAAAUACAUAAAAAUGUCACACAUUAAAAAGUUCCCUGAACACGGCUGCCUUAAGAUGUCUUCUGAAUGUCAGGUAGUUAUUUUUCUCUUUGACAUCUGGUGGGAGGGCAUUCCACAGGGUGGGCGCCACUGCCAAGAAGGCCCUCUGCCUGGUUCCCUGUAGCUUUGCUUCUCGCAAUGAGGGAACCGCCAGAGGGCCCUUGGCGCUGGACCUCAGCGUCCGGGCAGAACGAUGGGGGUGGAGAUGCUCCUUCAGGUAUACUGAGCCGAGGCCAUUUAGAAGAACACUGCUGGAUCAGGCCAAUGGCCCAACCAGUCCAGCAUCCUGUUCUCACAGUGGCCAACCAGAUGCCUGUGAGGAGAAAUCUUGUGGGUUUCAGAGAGGGGAAUUUCCAAGUUCUGCCCGGAGGUGGAGACACCGGGAAUUGAACCUAGCAUCACAGGUGCUUUUUAAACUGCAAUUUAACCUUUUAUGCCACCCUCCAGUUGCUGUUCUGAUGCUCGGGCCAGCUUACAGUAAUUUAAGGAAACAUAACAAAGCAAUAACAAAAAUAUAAAGUUUAUGUUUUGUUCUGAGGCCUAGCAUGUCCUAACUUCUCUCAGCCGUAGUCCUGGUUUGCACCCCACUGUGAGUGAAUGGCCUUUCUCUCUUAACUGGUUUGCUGUGCUGACUUUGCCAUUCUGAGCAACUGAACAGGCUUUAAACACUGUGGAAUGAACACCCACAUCUCUCCAUCUUCUUUUUGGCCUGUCAUUUAGCGGACAUCACAUAGGUAUUAGUGUGGAACAGGGAAAUGUGAGUCAUGGGUGGCCUCCUGACAGCUUCCAAGCUAGGAUCCCUAAAUCAGCCAGCUGAUUGCAUGGAUAUUUAUUUUCCUGAAGUGGGUGAAAGAGAUUCCCAAUCCUACAAAAUUCUGAUUAGAUAAAAUCUUCACUGCUCACUUUCCUCACCUCAGAUGCUAACAGGAGCCAAAGAAAGCCUCGUGAGUCACGCAGUAGUCCUGCAUCUGAUGCAGUGAGCUUUAGCCCAUAAGAGCUUAUGCCAAUGGGACACGGGUGGCGCUGUGGUCUAAACCACUGAGCCUCUUGGGCUUGCUGAUCAGAAGGUUGGCGGUUCAAAUCCCCUUGAUGGGGUGAGCUCCCGUUGCUCUGUCCCUGCUCCUGCCAACCUAGCAGUUAAAAAGCACACCAGUGCGAGUAGAUAAAUAGGUACCGGCGUUUCCAUGCGCUCUGGUUUCCGUCACGGUGUCCCGUUGAGCCAGAAGUGAUUUAGUCAUGCUGGCCACAUGACCCGGAAAGCUGUCUGCGUCAAAUGCCAGCUCCCUCAGCCUGAAAGUGAGAUGAGCGCCACAAUCCCAUACAGUGGUACCUCGGGUUAAGUACUUAAUUCGUUCCAGAGGUCCGUACUUAACCUGAAACUGUUCUUAACCUGAAGCACCACUGUAGCUAAUGGGGCCUCCUGCUGCUGCUGCGCCGCUGGAGCACAAUUUCUGUUCUCAUCAUGAAGCAAAGUUCUUAACCUGAAGCAAUAUUUUUGGGUUAGCGGAGUCUGUAACCUGACGUGUAUGUAACCUGAAGCGUAUGUAACCCGAGGUACCACUGUAGUUGCCUUUGACUGAACUUAACUGUCCAGAAGUCCUUUACCUUUACCUUUUUUAUAAGAGCUGUCAGUCUGCCAGGGUCUAGGUUUGAUAGACUUUACAUUAAGUUGAUGAAUAAAUAAAUAAAUACCUGGACUGACUCUGUCAGCGCCCUCAUCCCUUUUGGGAGGCCUUAUCCCAGUCUGUGGCUACCACCUGAAGCUCUGCUGCUGCCUCCUUCAAGGUACCCUGGCUGGGACGUCCUUCUACGACGCAGUGUCUGCAGCAAGUAUCUCAGCAGCGGCAACAGCUGUGUGCUAUGCACCGUCUUGGGAAACAGCACCAGCGAACAGCCAGCCACCUUCUGGCCACAAAGCACCUUGCUGAUCUUGGUGACCCUUACGGAACAGAAGGACCAAGGCGCUACUUCCAUUUCUCUUUGAACCACAAACGGGUGCAGGUGUGUUUGGCAUAA